AUGGUAGGCGGCACGCGUGGCGCGCGGGUGUGCGCGCACGUGCCGCGCCGGCACACGCGGUGGCGCUCGGGGCGCGCUCGGCGCGCGGCGCGCAGUACCGCGGCGGCGGGCGAGGAGCACAGAGCGCCGCACGCGCCGGCAUGCGACGCUAGCGGGAGCAUGCGGCUGCCGCUGCUGCCGCUGCUCGUGCUGCCGCUCGUGCUCGUGCGCCCGGCAGCAGGUGAGAUA
Molecule: messenger RNA, 228 nt
Organism: Brenthis ino (lesser marbled fritillary)
Lineage: Eukaryota; Metazoa; Arthropoda; Insecta; Lepidoptera; Nymphalidae
Source: the annotation of a GenBank genome assembly